CCGGGUUUCCGCGCGAAAAGACGGGCCCGCGCGCCCGAAAGUGCUUAUAGCGUCCAUUGCAAGCUCCUGCACGCGCCACGGACGGUCACACGGUGGAGCCGCGCUGUCGUCGACACUGGCGGGUUUUAAACACGCUUUUAAACUGGGUUUUUAAAAAAACAAAAAAAACAACGCGGAUUCAUUUUGUGAUCUUUCCCUGUCCUAAGCGCUUUAGCUAGCUCGUUUCGCCAUGCCUGCCAGGACCUCCCCGUCUCUGCCGGAGGAUGUCAGGAAGAGGCUGCAGGUGCUGGAUGAGGACGGUUCCUCAGGCGAGGACCAUGUGAAAGAGAAGCUCAAGUUGGUGCAGGACUUCCUGCAUGUUGAUGCUCAGGAUCAGCUGAGCAGCCUGGAGGAGAAGAUGAAAAGUUCUGAGAUCUCAAAGGAGGUUUACAUCUCCAAAGUAAAGGCCUUGCUGGGAAAAGAGCUCAAUGUUGAAAAUGGUUCACACGGCGCUGACGGUGCGGAGCAGAACGGAAAGACAAAUGGUUUCACAAACGGUUCCCACAAAGAGGAGGACGGAGAGGACGCAACCAUGGACGUGCAGGAGGAAGAGGAGGCCGUCAAGUCACCAACUGCUCCCAAGGGGAAGGGUGGACGCAGAAGCAAGGCGAAUUCUGACUCCAAAAAGUCUCCGGCCAGCACCAGGGUUACAAGAAAUGCUGGGAAACAGCCAACCAUCAUGUCAAUGUUCUCUAAAGUUCAAAAGCGCAAGUCUGAAGACUUGAAUGGAGAAUCUACUAAUGGGCCCAAUGAACCGAAGAAGGAGGAGGAGGAAGAUGAUGCCGAAGAGUCUCGGGAGGAGAAACGUCUCAAAGUGGAAUCCAAUGAAACUGCUGCUCCAGAGGAAACAAAGAGUGAAAAUAUUAAGACGGUUUCUGCAAAGACACCACCACCAAAAUGUCCAGACUGCAGACAAUACCUGGAUGAUUCAGAUCUGAAAUUUUUUCAAGGGGAUCCUGAUAAUGCGCUGGAUGAACCUGAGAUGUUAACAGACGAGCGCCUCUCCUUGUUCGACUCGAACGAGGAUGGAUUUGAGAGUUAUGAGGAUCUGCCACAGCACAAGAUUACGAACUUCAGUGUGUAUGACAAGCGUGGCCACCUUUGUCCAUUUGACGCUGGACUGAUUGAGAAAAACGUAGAGCUCUACUUCAGCUGUGUUGUCAAACCCAUCUAUGAUGACAACCCUUGCUUGGAUGGUGGUGUUCCUGCAAAGAAGCUCGGCCCCAUCAAUGCCUGGUGGAUCACUGGUUUUGAUGGAGGAGAAAAGGCUUUAAUUGGAUUCACUACAGCUUUUGCCGAUUACAUCCUAAUGCACUCGAGUGAGGAGUACGCGCCCAUCUUUGCACUGAUGCAAGAGAAGAUCUACAUGAGCAAGAUAGUGGUGGAAUACCUCCAGAAGAAUCCCGACGCGAGCUAUGAGGACCUUCUCAACAAGAUCGAGACAACCGUGCCUCCCGCGGGGCUGAACUUCAACUGCUUCACGGAGGACACACUCCUGCGCCACGCCCAGUUUGUGGUGGAGCAGGUGGAGAGCUACGACGAGGCUGGCGACUCUGACGAGCAGCCCAUCAUUGUCACACCGUGUAUGAGAGACCUGAUCAAGCUCGCCGGAGUCACACUAGGGAAGAGGAGAGCUGCCAGACGACAGGCCAUUCGUCACCCAACAAAGAUAGAGAAGGACAGCAAGGGGCCGACGAAGGCGACCACGACCAAGCUGGUCUACCAGAUCUUUGAUACCUUCUUCUCCGAUCAGAUAGAGAUGACCGACAAAGAGGCCGGGGCCAAAAGACAGCGCUGUGGUGUCUGUGAGGUGUGCCAGUCUCCUGAUUGUGGCAAGUGUCCAGCCUGCAAGGACAUGAUCAAAUUCGGAGGUGGCGGCAAAAGCAAGCAAGCUUGCAAGCAGAGGAGAUGCCCAAACCUUGCAGUGAAGGAGGCUGAAGAUGAUGAGAUUGUUGAAGAGGAUGUUCCAGUGGAGAAGCCAAAAAAGGUUUCUCAAGCCAAGAGGAAGAGGCAGAACCAGUGCAAACUGUCCUGGAUUGGAGAGCCGGUGCAGACUGAAGGAAAGAAGCGGUACUACAAGAAGGUGACUGUGAAUGAUGAAGUGCUGGAGGUGGGAGACUGCGUCUCGGUUUCAUCAGAAGAUCCAUCAACUCCUCUGUAUCUGGCAAGGAUCACAUCGCUGUGGGAGGACUCCAAUGCAAAGAUGUUCCACGCCCAUUGGUUCCUUCGCGGGGCUCACACGGUGCUGGGAGAGUCGUCCGAUCCGCUGGAGCUGUUCAUUGUGGACGAGUGCGAAGACAUGCAGCUCAAUUAUGUCCAAGGCAAAGUGGACGUCAUGUAUAAGGCCCCGUCUGACAACUGGUUUAUGGAGGGUGGCAUGGACAGUGAAAUCAAGGUUAUCGAAGAUGAUGGGAAGAGCUUUUUCUAUCAGUUCUGUUACGACACAGAUUUCGCCCGCUUCGAGACGCCUCCCAAGACCACGCCAUCUGAAGACUGCAAGUUCAAGUUCUGUGCCAGCUGUGAGAGGAUUAAAGAGCGUGAGGAGCGGGAAACUCCUCGUCCAUUCGAGCCCCUGGAGAGGGAAGACAACGACUCCAAGGCUCUCUACGCUCUGGCCUGCUUUAAGGGGGAGCAGUUCAAAGUCGGAGACGGCGUCUACUUGCCUCCUGAGGCUUUUAAUUUCAGUGUGAAGCCAGCUAGUCCAGUGAAGCGCUCCCAUAGGAAGGAGGACGUGGAUGAGGAUUUGUAUCCAGAGUACUACAGGAAGUCCUCAGACUACAUCAAGGGCUCAAACCAGGAUGCUCCGUCACCCUUCCGCAUCGGGCGCAUCAAGGAGAUCUUCUGUCACCGGCGUAGCAAUGGGAAACCCGAUUCGGCCGAGGUCAAACUGCGACUCUACAAGUUCUACAGGCCUGAGAACACGCACAAAGGCGUCAAAUCCAGUUACCACACGGAUAUUAAUCAGCUGUACUGGAGCGAUGAGGAAGUGACCGUCAGCAUGACCGAGGUGCUCGGCCGCUGUCAAGUAGAAUAUGCAGAAGACCUGAAUGAGUCCGUCCAGGACUUUUCCAGUGGUGCACCCGACCGCUUCUAUUUCCUCGAGGCCUACAAUGCAAAAUCAAAAAGCUUUGAAGACCCUCCAAACCAUGCUCGCUCAGCUGUGCAUAAAGGCAAGGGAAAGGGAAAAGGAAAAGGUAAAGGCAAAGGAAAGUCAUCCACUGCACAGGAGCCGCAGGACUCUCAGAAUGAGCCACAAGCUCCUAAAGUGCCUAAAUAUCGCACACUGGACGUGUUCUCUGGCUGCGGUGGACUUUCCGAAGGCUUCCACCAGGCUGACAUCUCCGAGACUCUGUGGGCCAUCGAGAUGUGGGAGCCCGCGGCGCAGGCUUUUAGGCUCAACAACCCCGGCACCACGGUUUUCACAGAGGACUGCAACGUCCUGCUGAAGCUGGUCAUGUCCGGAGAGAAGACGAACUCCCUCGGCCAGAAGCUGCCUCAGAAGGGGGACGUGGAGAUGCUGUGUGGAGGACCUCCCUGCCAAGGGUUCAGCGGGAUGAACCGCUUCAACUCUCGCACUUAUUCCAAAUUCAAGAACUCACUUGUGGUCUCCUAUCUCAGUUACUGUGAUUACUACAGACCCAAGUUUUUCCUGCUUGAGAAUGUGAGGAACUUCGUGUCAUUCAAAAGUUCCAUGGUCCUGAAGCUGACUCUGCGCUGUCUUGUGCGCAUGGGCUACCAGUGUACCUUCGGUGUCCUUCAGGCUGGUCAGUACGGCGUCGCCCAGACCCGUCGCAGGGCGAUCAUCCUGGCUGCAGCUCCCGGAGAGAAGCUUCCUCGCUAUCCUGAGCCUCUGCACGUGUUUGCUCCCAGAGCUUGCUCUCUGAACGUGGUGGUGGACGAGAAGAAAUACGUCAGCAAUGUCACACGAGGCAAUGGAGGAAUCUACAGAACCAUCACUGUCCGAGACACCAUGUCCGACCUGCCAGAGAUCCGCAACGGUGCAGCUUCGCUGGAGAUCUCCUACAACGGGGAGCCUCAGUCCUGGUUCCAGAGGCAGAUCAGGGGGACGCAGUAUCAGCCGAUCCUCAGAGAUCAUAUCUGCAAGGACAUGAGUGCUCUGGUUGAGGCUCGGAUGCGUCACAUUCCAUUGGCUCCAGGCUCCGAUUGGAGGGAUCUGCCCAACAUGGAGGUUCGGCUGAAAGACGGCACCAUGACCAAGAAGCUGCGUUACUCACACCCCGACAAAAAGAACGGGCGCAGCAGCACCGGUGCACUCAGAGGCGUUUGCACUUGUGCUGGAGGGACGCCAUGCGACCCUGCAGACCGGCAGUUUAACACUCUGAUUCCCUGGUGUCUGCCCCACACUGGUAACCGUCACAACCACUGGGCCGGACUAUACGGCAGACUGGAGUGGGACGGCUUCUUCAGCACAACCGUCACCAACCCUGAACCCAUGGGCAAGCAGGGCCGUGUUCUGCAUGCUGAGCAGCACAGAGUGGUCAGUGUGAGGGAGUGUGCUCGCUCUCAGGGAUUCCCCGACACCUACCGCUUCUUUGGAAACAUCCUGGACAAACACAGACAGGUUGGCAAUGCAGUGCCACCUCCACUCUCCAGGGCCAUCGGCCUAGAGAUCAAGAAGUGUGUCCUGGAGAGAAUUAAGGAAGAACAAGCAUCAGAGAACAUCAAACAGGAGAAGAUGGAAGAUUAGCCCCCUCGUCACCUUCCCAGCAAGAAUCUGUUCCACAAACCCUGACGCUGUGACGCGUCCGGCUGUCAUUUCCUUUUAAAUAAGCUUUCAACUGUGUCACCAAGUGGCCACCAUGGACAUUAUGUGCAGUGCCGUUCCAUGUUUUAAAUGUGCUUUUAAUCAUUGUUGGGAAAUGUUCACCUAAUACAGGAUAAAUUGUAUGUAGUUUUUAUAUGUAAUAUUUCAAAUAAAGCUCUUAAAUCGA
This is a messenger RNA of Scophthalmus maximus (turbot), 4991 nucleotides long. RefSeq names its product DNA (cytosine-5-)-methyltransferase 1 (gene dnmt1). Gene Ontology annotation, cellular component: nucleus. NCBI's taxonomy places the organism in Eukaryota, Metazoa, Chordata, Actinopteri, Pleuronectiformes, Scophthalmidae. Gene Ontology annotation, molecular function: DNA (cytosine-5-)-methyltransferase activity; chromatin binding; zinc ion binding. Bases 230 to 4747 code for a protein of 1505 amino acids. The record is from RefSeq and is a predicted model, not a curated record. The transcript is spliced from 34 exons.